AUCCCGUUUUGGUGUCUCUUUUUGCGUGUGUGGGCCUGUAUUGAUCUGACAGCAGCAGAGCAAACACAGAUCAAACCUUUAGCCUGGUUGUGGUGGGCGCUGUGGGGCACGUGUGUGGGGUACGUGUGUGGGGUGAAUGGCACUUUGUCGUCUGUCUCCUCGGCAACAACACGGACGUUUGGACUGGAAAAGUUGAAAAUGGGGAGAGCGUUGGGGCUGUGCGCACUGGCCCUGCUGAGCCUUCAGAACACUUUAGUACUGAGCGGCGAGGUGCUGAUUUUUUGCGAUGACCCCACGGUGGACAAGGCCGUGACCUCUGCUAUCAACAAGUUCAAUGAGGGCAUGCACACCGGACACAAGCUCGCGCUGUUCCAGGUCAUGUCUGCUAGCAAGACAGAAAAUGGCUCGUACUGGCUCAAGUUCACCACCAGGAGGAGCAGCUGUUCUGCCUCUGACGCGACGCCGUGGACAGACUGUGAAUACCUGCCCAUAGACAAGAAACCCAUAAAAUGUAACGCCACAGUCCACAUGAACGAGACAGACACCGACACGGAGCACGUGGAGUGUCAGAUCGAGGGUCUGAGUCACUCUGGGAAGGCUCAGUGUCUGGGAUGUCCUGAAGAGAUCGAUCAGAACUCUGAGGACCUCAAAGUGCCUCUGUCUGUCUCUAUCUCCAAAUACAACAGUCAGUCUGACCACACUCACCUGUUCACCCUGAACGACGUCGGCCCGGCAACCAGACAGGUGGUGGCAGGUUUCCGCUUUAAGUUCAAAUUCGACAUGAGGAGGACCAAGUGCGCCAAAGAGGAGCACAAGGACCUCCAGGAGCACUGCACGGCCGACCCUGACAACGUGGAGUUAGCUAACUGUAACUCCACGGUGGAUAUGGCGCCGUGGAGACAGGAGCUGCCCAACGUUCAGCUGGAGUGCGGUUCUGGAGCGAUGCCUCCUAUGAUCCUGCGGCGCCGCCCUCCUGGCUGGUCUCCACUUCGGAACAUCCUGAUCCAGUUCCCUACUGCCUCUCCCAAGGCACCUCCUCCGUCUGAUGCCCCUCCCAAAACCAAAGAAGCCAAGAUCUCGGGCAAAGAGGAGUCAUCUGAGGAGGACCUAGCCAAGCCUUCUGCCUCCCCAGAAGACUCCCUCUUCCACUGCCCCUCAAAACCAUGGAAACCGUUUCACCCGCACGCCCGGAGCUCCGCCGCUGAAGCCACGCCCACCAACGCUCCAGUGGAAGGGGCUUUCAGUGAUACAGACCUAUUGGGUUAAUCACAUGGCAUCACAACGUUAUAAAGUGCCCAGAGUUUAACAUUGAGCUUGAGGACAGGUCAGAAUUCUAUGGUGGCUUUUGAUUUUGGCAAAAUGUAGAUUUGUCGACUUGGUUUAUGGUUAAUAUCUCUAAUUACCGAGCGUAUACACGUCUCUGUCAGCAAAUAUAUAGUCAUUUUUUCACUUAAGUCUCAAAAAGUGGUUGAAACAUUCAGUUGAAAAUCAAAUCAAAACUAAUCCAUAAUAAAUAAUUAUGAGAUUCGACAUUUGUGCAUCAUAAAAUCGGUUAUUUCUUUCAAAAACAGUAAAUAUCCCGUAGAGUUUUAUAUAUAUUUGGCACAUCAAAAUCUACAGCUCGAUAUAAUAAAAUGCAUUCAUAUUUUGGCGUUUAUUAAAGUGUUUGAUACAACAAGACAAGGGAGAAUAUAAACUUUGGACAGUCAGUAUUAGAAGUUAAUUGCAGCACUGGAGUUAACUUGCCACUUUUCAUUAUUUAAACCUUUACAGCAAACCAAAACAUGUACGUUUUUCCUUGUUACGGAAAUAAAUGAGAUCAAUACAAUC
Messenger RNA from Periophthalmus magnuspinnatus, 1830 nucleotides. It is a transcript of the gene kng1, whose product is annotated as kininogen 1. NCBI's taxonomy places the organism in Eukaryota, Metazoa, Chordata, Actinopteri, Gobiiformes, Gobiidae. Gene Ontology annotation, cellular component: extracellular region; blood microparticle. Gene Ontology annotation, molecular function: cysteine-type endopeptidase inhibitor activity. The record is from RefSeq and is a predicted model, not a curated record. The coding region runs from base 199 to 1266 and encodes 355 amino acids. The transcript has 9 exons. Gene Ontology annotation, biological process: negative regulation of blood coagulation; negative regulation of endopeptidase activity; positive regulation of cytosolic calcium ion concentration.